This is a messenger RNA of Symsagittifera roscoffensis, 2511 nucleotides long. RefSeq names its product procollagen-lysine,2-oxoglutarate 5-dioxygenase-like. Gene Ontology annotation, cellular component: endoplasmic reticulum. Gene Ontology annotation, molecular function: procollagen-lysine 5-dioxygenase activity; L-ascorbic acid binding; iron ion binding. Gene Ontology annotation, biological process: peptidyl-lysine hydroxylation. The transcript has 17 exons. NCBI's taxonomy places the organism in Eukaryota, Metazoa, Xenacoelomorpha, Acoela, Convolutidae. The record is from RefSeq and is a predicted model, not a curated record. The coding region runs from base 36 to 2507 and encodes 823 amino acids.
AACUUAUUAAAUAGACUACCCAUGAUAAGCUCUCAAUGAUGCAUAACCUUCUUCUGAAUGGGCGCACUUUCAAAUGCUUCAUAGCUUGUUUGAUUCUUCUGGCUUACGCAGAGAGAGUCUCAGGUGUGUUGUAUCAUUACACAGUGGCUACUCAACCUACAGAUGGGAUGUACCAAUUGUUAGAAUCAGCAGAAAACAACAAUAUCACAGUCAAUGUGUUGGGUCUCAAUUCAGACUUCGACUUUGUGGACAUGGAGAGUGCAGAAGGUGGGGCAUUCAAGCUCAAAGUACUCCAUCAGGAACUAGUUAAACUCAAGCACAAGUUGACAACUGCAGAUGAGCAUGCAAAGUGCUCAUCAAUGGACAAUAAAGGAUGUGAGAUGAAGACUGGCAAUACAAAUAAUGCUGGUUUUGAAGGAGAUGAAACAAAGGAGAACGAUGAAAUGGAAAACAAGCAAAAAAUCAAUUUGGAAGACGUGAAAAUUAUCUUCACUGAUGCUUAUGAUGUGAUCUACGUGGGCGGUGGAAUGAGCGAGAAGAUUGAGGCUGCAUUUGAUGGGCACCAGGUGGAUGUUCUAUUUGGAGCAGAAGUGUUCUGCUGGCCAGACGACGAACUAUCUGUGGAAUAUCCUGAAGUGGAGUCGCCUUACAAGUACCUGAACUCCGGAGGGUUCAUUGGUAAACUGUCUGCGAUCCUUGAACUUCUGUCUGGAGUGGAAGACCUGAAGAACCACGAUGACGACCAACGCUUCUUCACCCACAAAUACUUGAGCAAUCUAAUUGAGAAAAAGUAUUCUAUUGGUCUUGACACUUCAGCGAAGAUAUUCCAGAAUCUUAAUGGGGCCUAUGAACACGUGAAUUUAUUCGUGGAAGACGGAACUACUGAAUAUGGCAAGAAGGUUGUGCUAUGGAACGAAAUGACGGACACUAAGCCAAUGGUGUUGCAUGGCAAUGGAGCUUCAAAGAAUUUCCUGAAUUUUUACUUGGCCAACUACAUACUACCGAAAGAAGAGAUUCCUCGUUCAGACGAGUUGUUAUGGGAUCUUGCUAUCGACAAUGACGGUAAACUACCCACGAUACUCGUGAGUCUGAUCUUCGACAGUCAGUACCCUUUCUUGGAAGAGUUCUUUGCCAAUUUUGCCAAGUUGGAGUACCCUAGGAAGAAACUCAUUGUUCAAGUUGACAUUUUGCGUCCCGCUCUUCCUCAGAGCCAAAAGAUAACCCGACUCAGUGCACAAUAUUUGCGAGGAAUGAAACACACGAUCUUCUUCUGUGCCGAAGAUGACGAAGAGUGCGACGUGAGGGCUACGAUAUUCAGUAUUUUGCACGAAAUACACACUGAUCAGAAACACUCGAAUCCUGAAAAACCACAUCUGUUGCUGUUAGAUCCAUCGAUACAUAUAACCAACAGCAAGAUGCUUUUGAUACUCAUCAAAACUGAAUUGAAGAUUAUGGCCCCUAUUGUGAGUCAUGAUGGUUCUCUGUGGAGCAAUUUCUGGGGUGCAGUUAACGAGGAUGGUUAUUACAGCCGGGCGUUGGACUACGUAAACGUUGUCAACAGACAGUUCAUAGGUGUUUUCAAUGUGCCUUAUAUAACGGGAAUUGUGAUGAUCAAAGCGGAUGCCAUUGCGAAUGUUUUGAACACUUUAAUGUCGUGUGCGAGUCUGGCCAAUAUCAGGGACAUGGACAUAUUCUUUGCUGCAUGUCUCCGAAAGAGAGGUGUGUUCAUGUCUGCAUUUAAUGAGGAGACGUAUGGCUACCUGGUGACUAACAAUGACUACAUUGCAGUAGACGAGGAAGAAGAAAGCAAAACAGGAUACGAAAGAGAGCUGUUCGCAUUCUUCGACGCCAUGACUCCUUGGAAAAAUAGGUAUGUCGACAUGGACGCUUAUAACGAACUGACGAGCAAGAAAUUCAUCAGCCAAAUGGACCAGCCCUGUCCUGAAGUGUUUCGCCUAAAACUGUUCAACGAGAAGUUCACGAGGUCCCUGAUCAACUUGGCAGAACACGUGAACGAGUGGUCAGGAGGAGGCCACAGUAAAGCUCCAGAUAAAAGACAUGGCGAGGGAUUUGUGGAAUCAUAUCCGACAGUAGAUGUGCAUUUGUACCAGCUUGGAUUCAACACCACUUGGCUGCAUCUCAUCAAGUAUCUCAUGGAGCCCGUUUUCAACGUCUUAUAUCCUGAUUUCAAUUUCGCCUUUGAUAAUCCCAGAGCUGAUUACGGAGAUCCUGGCUUUAUGUUUGUGGCCCGGUACAGACCAGAAGACCAAAGUUUCCUCCGGCCGCAUCAUGACGCAUCAACCUACACUCUAAACAUGGCCUUAAACAUCAGGGGAAAAGACUACGAAGGGGGAGGCUGCAGAUUCAUACGACAGAACUGUUCAGUUACCGACUCCAAACCAGGCGAGGUGUUAAUUCAUCCAGGGAAGCUGACUCAUUUACACGAGGGUCUGAACACCACCAAAGGGACCAGGUAUAUCCUGGUUUCCUUCAUGCAGCCGAGGUGAACAG